UGGCCGUGUUGUCAGCCACCAUCCCGUAGCUCACACCAUCUCCCCGACCUCCCUCUCUGCUGGGCGCCGCCGCCGCACCCGAGGCUCCGACAUCCUCUUCCCUCCAAGGCGCUCUGCGACACGUUCUAGGAACGAAGUUUCAUCUGCUGUGCUACAAGUGGAGGAAUCCAAGAUCAUCUCCAAGCAGAGUUUCAGGUUAAGGAGUUUAGCAGAUGUGUAUUUCCUGAAGAUGUGAUGGACAAUAUGUAGCACAGCAGAGUUUCAGGAACGAGGAUGGAAAUGGAGGCGGACGGCCCUAGUUCAGAGAAGAGGAUGCGAGUGGAUGAGGAUGAAGGAGGAGGGGCCGACCGCAUCAGCGACCUCUCUGACGCUGUUCUUGGCGAGAUCAUCUCCCUCCUUCCUACCAAGGAUGGCGCCCGCACCCGAAUCCUUGCUUCCCGGUGGCGCCACAUCUGGUGCUCUGCCCCUCUCAACCUCGACUGCCGUGGCCUUGCCUGUUGCGGUGAGCUUGCUGCAGGUGUUAUAUCACACAUCCUUGCCUCUCACCAAGGUCCCGGACGACGCUUCUGUAUCCGCCAUGGAUUUAGAGGCUACAGAGCAGCUACCGUGGACUCCUGGCUCCGGUCGCCCGCCCUUGACAACCUCGAGGAAUUUAAUUUACAUUGCCCGAGACAACAUCAGGUGAUGCUACCAGUGUUGUCGGAACCCUUUUUCCGCUUCUCGAAAACUCUCAUUGUUGCCACCAUUGAAAGAUGCCACCUCUCUGACAACACUGUCCAAGGGCUUCAGUUCCUCCAGCUUAAGCAGCUCUCGCUCGAAAUGGUCACGAUCUCCGAGUGUUCGCUGCAAUGCAUUAUUGCAGGGUGCCCUGCACUGGAAUGCUUGCUGAUUAGCUACUGUUCCAGUUUCCGUCGCAUCACGAUCAAUUCUGUUAGCCUUAGAAGCAUUGGUGUGCGUGCUGAAUGUCGUUGGGCAUGCGAGCGAAAGUUUGAGAAACUUAUCAUCGAGAAUGCCCCUUCUCUUGAGAAGUUGCUCCACUUUGAUUGGAGUAGUGGCCUGGAUAUGUCAGUAGUCUUCGCACCUAAACUUGAGACCUUGCGCUGCUCUUCGGAACCCUACAACAUAAUCUUGCUUGGCUCCACGGUUAUUGAGAGACUGCGCAUUAAUACCCUAGCAACAGUGGUGAGCAGUAUCAAGAUUUUAGCUAUUGCUUUGGAUAUUCUUAGUCUGGAUAUUGUUAUUGGUUUGAUGAGAUGCUUUCCCUGCUUGGAAAAGUUGUACAUUCAGUCAUUUGAAACAGGGCCAAACAAUUUAUGGCGUCGUAAACACCAGAACCUGGUCAGAUGUCAUGACAUCCGUCUGAAGAAAAUUGUGCUUGAACAAUAUUACGGCGUCAUGUCCCAAGUUAGUUUCGUCACAUUCUUUGUGUUGCAUGCGAAAGUGCUUGAGUCGAUGACACUUGGGAUCGAAGCCAUGAACUCCAAUGAGGAGUUCUUUGCAGAACAUCGUAAGAAGCUGCAGCUGGAGAAGAGGGCGUCAAGAGGUGCUCGGUUUAAGUUUACCACUGACAAAUGUUUUCACAAUGUUUGGGACAUCAAGGAUUUCGAUGAUUUGGAUUUAGCUGAUCCAUUCACGUGUUGAUGCUCAGUCAGGGUUAGGUCCGCGUCCGAGCUAUUCUUGACCAGCCGAAGUCGUUUUGUGCAUUGUCCAAACCUGAUUAGCUCUCGUGUUUGGACAACUCUUCUCAAGUUUAGGCAUGCGUCUAGGCAUGCUACUAUCUGUGCCACUAGUUUGUGAUGUGCCAAGUGGCAUUUAAACAAGUUUUUAAAAUCUGAUUC
Molecule: messenger RNA, 1838 nt
Organism: Lolium perenne
Lineage: Eukaryota; Viridiplantae; Streptophyta; Magnoliopsida; Poales; Poaceae
Source: RefSeq, a predicted model, not a curated record